Marchantia polymorpha subsp. ruderalis is the source of this 1680-nucleotide messenger RNA. Lineage: Eukaryota; Viridiplantae; Streptophyta; Marchantiopsida; Marchantiales; Marchantiaceae. The record is from the annotation of a GenBank genome assembly.
UAACAACUUUUUACUAAAAUCGAGUGAACAAAUUCAGGAGACGCUACUGCUCCAAAGAUUUUUUCAAUUGUACUUAUGUACCGUAACAGUAAUACAGGUGCUCACAGUGAAGGAAACUAUAUGUGGCCUCGGUUGAAGGUUGUUAUCAUCUCGGUGUGCGGGAAAUUCCGAGAGUGCAUCGAGCUCAAAAAAAUAUGCAAAAGGUGUCAGUAUUAAUGAUGAGAAGAAGCAAGACAUUCCAUGUUGUUGAAAAGAACACGUAGCCGGAGGGUCGUUGAUGGGCCUUUUCGAACAUGAUUUUCGUCCAGUGCUGUACUGUGGGUGUUCGAAAUUAAGCCCAUAACCGCAGUAUCCACGGUUUCCCCGUUGUGGGAGCCGUGGCUACUCGUGCCCAGUUUCUAGUCAGAGUUCGAGAACCGAAGGUGCUGCCGCAGUGCUGAGGUGGCGAGUUGCGGUCGUCUGCACACGACGGCAUGCCGUCGUCCACGUGGUGGCCACGUGCCAACAAAGUGCACUCUCUGUCCAGUUGGUACAUAUUCCGAAGACACUCUCGAAGAACUCCGAGAAAGCAUCGGAAAUCGCUUCAGGGGCACUCUCAAAGCGUUCGGGGACGGCUCGGGCAAAUCACCGCUGCUGCAUCGUCCUCUGCGAAGGCCUUCAGUUCUUGCAGACCUUGCGAUGGCUAGAAUUGUGCCUCGACGACUUGCACAUCCUUCCAUAUGUAGAUUUGCCUCUUCUGCAUAUUGCAGCUCCGUGACACGAGGCCAGAGGGAGAUUUUCCCGAGAGGUGAAGUGGUUGGGAGCAGGAACGCUCACUCGGAAUCCGUGGAGAGCACCUACGGACGCCACCUUCCGAAGGUUUCCGACCGAAUUAUCAACGUGACCCUCGUCAGCCCGGUUGACGGGAACAGACAUAACUUGAAAGCUAUGUGGGGAGAGGGACUCACGCUCCUGGACGCGUUGAAGCGAGGAGGAGUUGAUACAGGUUGCCCGUGUCCGGUUCACGAACGAGGGGUCGAAGUUUGCAUGGGAAAUUGCGCUGUCCUCGUGGCAACUGAGUAUCUUGAACAAUGCCCUCCUCGAACCGAGGAAGAAACUGAGGUUAUCAGGCUUCGUCUUCAAACAGGAGUCAUCUCUCCCCCUGCAGUGGACAAACAUAUUCGGCUGAGCUGUGUGCUCCCUUUGGGUCCUCAACACGAAGGCAUGAGUGUUGGACUUACAGAACCCGUUGCUGGAGAGACACCCUGAAUCCGCUAACGGGCAGAUCUGUACUUAUUUAUGAGUCACAACGUUGAAAUGGAGCAGAAGAUUCGGGUACUUAAGAUGAACUUGAAAAGAGGGUCACAGCGACAAACCUCAGCGGGCACAUUGGAAAUUGUUUCGGCUUACCUGUCGUGUUCUUCAAUUUUGCUUAUCCUUGUGUCUAGAUAGUUGUAAUGUACCGCAGUGGACUGUAAAUUGUCUUCCGUCCUCGCUCUCAGAGCAUGUGGCAUACAGUAAUUCACAUGUCCUCCACGAGCAUCGGCAUAAAGCUUGAGCAUUUUAAGGAUAAAGGUUACAAUGUAAGAAAUUAGUCAACUUUGUAAAGUUUGGAUUCAGCAAUCUGUCUGCCCAUAUGGCAGCCGGCUUGGAAGUGUCUGAAGUAAAUAUCACCCAGUCCUUCGAGCAUGAUGUGACGCU